CGUGGGAGCGCCUGGCGCUGUCUCCUCCCUCUCUCCCCCCUCCCGCGCCCGCGAGCCUCCAGGUUCCUCAGCCGGCCCGCGCCGGGUCAGUGUCAGUCAGGGAGGCGCGCUGCCGAGCGCCGGGUGCAGACGCUCCAUUGCAGUCUCGUUCAGGGGCCGGCGCCUGCACUCGCGCCGCCGCCGGGUGGGAAGGAUGAAGCCGCAGCUACAGCAGCCACCCUAUGAUUGGCUGUGGCUCUUGUGAACCCGGAGUAAAGAUGGCGGGCGGGCAGGCAGUCGCCGCACUGCCCACUAGGAAGAUGGCGGCGCGCCGCAGCCUCAGCGCCCGCGGCCGGGGGGUCCUGCAGGCGGCGGCCGAACGGCUGCUGCCGCUGCUGCUGCUGAGCUGCUGCUGCGGCGCGGGCGGCUGCGCGGCGGCGGGCGAGAGCGAGGAGACGGUGAUCAUCGGGUUGCGGCUGGAGGACACGAACGACGUGUCGUUCAUGGAAGGGGGGGCGCUGCGGGUGAGCGAGCGGACUCGGGUCAAGCUGCGGGUGUACGGGCAGAACAUCAACAACGAGACGUGGUCCCGCAUCGCCUUCACCGAGCACGAGCGGCGGCGCCACGGCCCCGGCGAGCGCGGGCUGGGGGGCCCCGCGCCGCCCGAGCCGGACAGCGGCCCCCAGCGCUGCGGCAUCCGCACGUCCGAUAUCAUCAUCCUGCCCCACAUCAUCCUCAACCGCCGGACCUCGGGCAUCAUCGAGAUAGAGAUAAAGCCGCUGCGGAAGAUGGAGAAGAGCAAGUCCUAUUACCUGUGCACGUCGCUGUCCACGCCGGCCCUGGGCACCGGCGGCGGCCCGGGGUCCGCGGGGGGCACCGUCGGGGGCAAAGGCGGCUCCGGGGUGGCCGGGCUGCCGCCGCCCCCGUGGGCCGAGACCACCUGGAUCUACCACGACGGCGAGGACACCAAGAUGAUCGUGGGCGAGGAGAAGAAGUUCCUGCUGCCCUUCUGGCUGCAGGUGAUCUUCAUUUCGUUGCUCCUGUGCCUGUCGGGCAUGUUCAGCGGCCUCAACCUGGGGCUCAUGGCCCUGGACCCCAUGGAGCUGCGCAUCGUGCAGAACUGCGGCACCGAGAAGGAGAAGAACUACGCCAAGCGCAUCGAGCCCGUGCGCCGGCAGGGCAACUACCUGCUGUGCUCGCUGCUGCUGGGCAACGUGCUGGUCAACACCACGCUCACCAUCCUGCUGGACGACAUCGCCGGCUCCGGCCUGGUGGCCGUGGUGGUCUCCACCAUCGGCAUCGUCAUCUUCGGCGAGAUCGUGCCCCAGGCCAUCUGCUCCCGCCACGGCCUGGCCGUGGGCGCCAACACCAUCUUCCUCACCAAGUUUUUCAUGAUGAUGACCUUCCCCGCUUCUUACCCGGUCAGCAAGCUGCUGGACUGCGUCCUGGGCCAGGAGAUAGGCACCGUCUACAACCGGGAGAAGCUGCUGGAGAUGCUGCGGGUUACGGACCCCUACAACGACCUCGUCAAGGAGGAGCUGAACAUCAUCCAAGGGGCGCUGGAGCUGCGCACCAAGACGGUGGAGGACGUGAUGACCCCCCUCCGGGACUGCUUCAUGAUCACCGGGGAAGCCAUCCUGGACUUCAACACCAUGUCGGAGAUCAUGGAGAGCGGCUACACGCGCAUCCCGGUGUUCGAGGGGGAGCGCUCCAACAUCGUGGAUCUGCUCUUCGUGAAAGACUUGGCCUUCGUGGAUCCGGAUGACUGUACUCCCCUGAAAACCAUCACUAAGUUUUAUAACCACCCCUUGCACUUUGUUUUCAAUGACACCAAGUUGGACGCUAUGCUGGAGGAAUUUAAGAAAGGUAAAUCUCACCUGGCUAUUGUGCAGCGUGUUAACAAUGAAGGAGAGGGGGAUCCAUUUUAUGAAGUCCUGGGGAUUGUCACUUUAGAAGAUGUGAUUGAAGAAAUCAUCAAAUCAGAGAUCCUGGAUGAAACAGACUUAUACACGGAUAACAGAACGAAAAAGAAAGUAGCCCAUCGAGAAAGAAAGCAAGAUUUUUCCGCCUUUAAGCAGACAGACAGCGAGAUGAAGGUUAAAAUAUCACCACAGCUCCUCUUGGCUAUGCACCGUUUCCUAGCAACAGAAGUAGAAGCAUUUAGCCCAUCCCAGAUGUCAGAGAAGAUCCUUCUAAGGCUGCUAAAGCACCCCAAUGUCAUCCAAGAACUGAAGUAUGAUGAGAAGAACAAGAAAGCCCCAGAAUACUACCUCUACCAGCGCAACAAACCUGUAGACUACUUCGUUCUCAUUUUGCAGGGGAAGGUGGAAGUGGAAGCUGGGAAGGAAGGUAUGAAGUUCGAAGCCAGUGCUUUUUCCUAUUACGGUGUAAUGGCCCUCACGGCCUCCCCAGUUCCUUUGUCCCUGUCUCGUACCUUUGUUGUCAGCAGGACAGAGUUGUUAGCAGCAGGUUCUCCAGGUGAAAGCAAGUCCCCUCCUCGGCCAUGUGGCUUGAAUCACUCGGACUCUCUCAGUCGAAGUGACCGGAUGGAUGCCGUCACACCUUCACUGGGGAGCAGCAACAAUCAGCUCAACUCUUCCUUCCUCCAAGUCUACAUCCCAGACUACUCAGUGCGCGCCCUUUCCGAUCUCCAGUUCGUUAAGAUCUCAAGACAGCAAUACCAAAAUGCCUUGAUGGCGUCCCGGAUGGACAAAACUCCUCAGUCUUCGGACAGUGAAAACACUAAAAUUGAAUUGACUCUUACGGAGCUGCACGACGGGUUGCCAGACGAGACGGCCAACCUGCUCAAUGAACAGAAUUGUGUGACGCACACCAAGGCCAAUCACAGCCUACACAACGAAGGCGCCAUCUAGGGCGCCCCUAGGUCUUUCCCCCCACACCCUGGGCCCGGCCACGUGGCCUUGCUCGCCCGACAGUGAAUCCCAUUAGUGUGAGCUUGUGUGCCAUGCUGCGUCCUGCAACAUCCUGAGACCAAAGACUUUGUCCCCUCCCUGGAAGCAGCAGAGGAGGCUGGUGAGGGCAGGAGCGGACAUGAGGGCUGGGGUUUGGUGUUUGAGAUUUUGGAAAUGAACUUCCACCCAAAUAGAAUCAUGUUUAUUUUUUCAGCUGUACCUUUUAUUAUUCACUCUCCUCCUCCUCUGAUUUGCAUGAAGUUGAAAAUUGUUGGGAUUUUUUUUUUCUCAAGAGAUCAUGUUUUUAGAAUGUCUUUUGCAGAGUUUUAAGUUGUCCUGCCUGAACUCUGCCGUGACCCCCAUGAUGUGACCCCAGUAGGAUGGACUUGCCCCUCCAGGGCCUUCCGUGGGCCCCUUCCUCUGUGCCCCAGUGGGUGGCGCUGUCGAACGUGAAGGAUGAAGGAAGAAAGCCUUGCUGCGCGGACCUGCGGAGUCUGGGACGUUGCGGGUGGAGCCUGCACGGGGACCUGCAGCCGCCCCCGAGCUCAGUGUUGCUCUAAGUUAAUGUUUAACUGUGUCCCUUUCCCUCCGAAAGGUCUAACAUGUGCUUGGAAUGUGAUUUUGCUCCCACUCUUAAGGAAUUUUUAUCACCAAAAUGAAUGUUAAUGAAUUUUAA
Molecule: messenger RNA, 3567 nt
Organism: Pipistrellus kuhlii (Kuhl's pipistrelle)
Lineage: Eukaryota; Metazoa; Chordata; Mammalia; Chiroptera; Vespertilionidae
Gene: CNNM2
Product: cyclin and CBS domain divalent metal cation transport mediator 2
Exons: 8
Coding region: 222-2852 (876 amino acids)
Biological process (GO): transport; magnesium ion homeostasis
Cellular component (GO): plasma membrane
Molecular function (GO): magnesium ion transmembrane transporter activity
Source: RefSeq, a predicted model, not a curated record